AUGGCUGCCGGAAGGUUACUGCUCUAUACGGGCCUUUCGCUAGCGCUCUGCGCCCUCGGCAUGCUGGCCGUGGCCAUCUGCUCAGACCACUGGUACGAGACGGACGCCAGGAAGCACAGGGACAGGUGCAAGGCCUUCAACACCCGCCGGGUCGACCCCGGCUUCAUUUACAACAACAACAACAACUUGCCGCUCCGGGCGAGCCGCUCGCGCCUGGACCGCUGGGAGGGCAAACUCCUCCGGGCCCGGAACCGCCGGCAGCUCUUCGCCAUGAGCCCGGUGGACGAGUGCAGCCGGCAGUACAACUCCACCAACAUGGGUCUCUGGAGGAAGUGCCACCGGCAGGGCUUCGACCCCGAGAUCGCAGCCCUUAUUCGGAAAGGAGAAAUUGAACGAUGCACGUACAUCAAAUACCACUACUCCUCAGCCACCAUCCCCAGGAACCUCACUUUCAACAUCACGAAGACCAUCCGUCAGGACGAGUGGCACGCCCUUCAUCUGCGCAGGAUGACAGCCGGCUUCAUGGGCAUGGCGGUGGCCAUCAUCCUCUUCGGCUGGAUCAUCGGCGUGCUGGGCUGCUGCUGGGACCGGGGCCUUAUGCAGUAUGUGGCAGGGCUUCUCUUCCUCAUGGGAGGAACCUUCUGCAUCAUUUCACUGUGCACCUGUGUGGCUGGAAUCAACUUCGAGCUGUCACGCUACCCGCGCUACCUGUAUGGACUCCCUGAUGACAUCAGCCACGGCUACGGAUGGUCCAUGUUCUGUGCGUGGGGGGGCCUGGGCCUCACACUCAUCUCGGGGUUCUUCUGUACCUUGGCCCCUUCUGUCCAACCUGUCCCGAGGACCAACUGCCCUAAAUCCAGACCCGAGAACGGGACAGUGUGCUAA
Molecule: messenger RNA, 885 nt
Organism: Enhydra lutris kenyoni (northern sea otter)
Lineage: Eukaryota; Metazoa; Chordata; Mammalia; Carnivora; Mustelidae
Product: transmembrane protein 178B
Exons: 4
Coding region: 1-885 (294 amino acids)
Cellular component (GO): membrane
Source: RefSeq, a predicted model, not a curated record